GAUGAAAGCUGUAUUGAUAGUUUCACUGACCCAACUACGACCACCGGCGAGAAUGGUCGAGUGGGAGGAGCCUGUAACGCUGAUGGGGUGUGUCUACCCUGUAAGGUGUGCGGUGACAAGUCAUCUGGUUUUCACUACGGCGUCAUGGCCUGCGAGGGCUGUAAGGGUUUCUUUCGAAGAAGCAUUCAGAAGAAGAUGGAGUACAAGUGUCACUUUUCCGGGAACUGUCAGAUUGAGAGAGUUAAUCGCAAUCGAUGCCAGCAUUGCAGAUUUAGAAAGUGCCUCGCUGUUGGAAUGUCAAAAGAAUCUGUGAGGAUUGGACGCUACUCGAAGCGAGUCAAGCAGAAUAAUCUUGAUGAGAUCCGCAAAUUGGCAACACGGCCAGAGACAGCAGAAGAUAGAGAGGCACGUGAGAAACGCGAGAUGGCGAUCUAUACGAUGAGCCAGACGAUCCUCCAAGCAAUGGAUGCUACGUUCCUCUACGAUAAGAAAACAGUUCAGUCGUUACUUGAUAGACGCUCAGAACUCAUGGAGAGGUUGAAUAGUAGUGGUGCCCCCGUGGUUCCUGACUCCUUCACGUCAGACUUGAGGGAGGAAGAGAAGAAAAAUAGCAAAACCUUCGCAUGGAAGGUAUUCCUUGAGGCAAUCUCACCAGCCAUCCGGAGGAUAGUGGAAUUCGCUAAGUGCCUUCCAGGCUUUAUGAAGAUACAGCAGUGUGAUCAGAUGCAGCUUCUAAAGCAGUCCUACUUCGAGGUCUGGAUGAUCCAAGUCAGUCCCCUGGUGUCUCACGCCGAUCGCAGCCUCAUCCUCGGAAACAACACCCUCCUCGAUUCCCGCCUCCUGGACAGCAUGGGACAGGACAAUCUAUGGCGGCACAUCUUCGAGUUCACCCAAUCUCUCAGUAAACUGAACCUCACCGAGAUGGAGACGUCACUAUUCAUCGCAUCCACCAUUAUUAAUUCAGAUCGUGCUGGUCUCCGUCGAAGGACAGAUAUCGAGCCUCAAUCGGAGCUGAUCAUGGAAUGUCUGAGACGAGAGCUGAGCCGCAAAGAUCCUCAGGAGACGAGACGCUUCUUUCACUUGGUAACCAAGAUGCAGCUCAUGCGCUCGACCUCGUUGCUCCAGGCGGAGUCGUUGCUUGGUUUUCGUCUGGAGUAUCCAUCUAUCCCGGUCCCGCCUCUCUUGGUUGAGCUGAACGAGGCAAUAGGAGACCCGCCCAAACCGGACAUUCAUGACCUGUGCAGUGGUAUGAUGAAUGAUUCCAAUGGAAAUAUAAACAAAAGGUGCCCCGACAUCUGGGAGAAGCUCCCCCUACCAAAGCUGAUCAAAGGCUGCGGUUUGUUCCACCCUCCCAAGUCCGUUUGCGGCGUACCUACCAACGUCAUGCCGACCAUACCCAAGGAAGAGAAAGGGGAACGUACAAGCUGUUCCGCCUCCAGCCAACCCUAUCAGUGAAUCUCGCUCUCACUAGCCUAUUGCCUUGUGUUCGAUAUGAUGGUUGUACGUGUGACUUUGCUUCAGUCAAAUGUGUUCGACAGGCGAAAUAUGACUUAGGAGAUGUUAUUAACACAUGUUUGGCAUAAUUUGUCUGAAAUAAUGCUCUGAGGUAGGCGAUUAUUCAGAGUCGACUGUACAUACCUGACUCUGAGCGAUUGAAGGGACUUAUUGUGAAAAUCUGUUGCAUGAAAGAGUAACUGGGUAUUCUUGGUCGCUUCAUCUUUGUACUCAAUUUCUUUCCUAAAAUGGUAGAGGUUUAAUAACAAGAGGACUUGAAAUUAAUAUCACUGAUGUCAUCAUUAUGAUUUCAGUCAAAUUUGUUGUUGCGUGACAAAGUCACAAUGGUCGAUCCAGAGCUGGUACAUGGGCAUUAUCAUGAAUACAUUCAUGCAUUUGUAUCAUCAACUCCAAGCUUGAGAAGGCAUCGUGGCUCGGUGCAUUCACCGAAUGUUUCCAUUGCCACCUACAUGUAGUCAUUUCACAGUGGCUGCACAGCGUAGAACAGACCCUGAACCUUGAAGACCUUAUAAGCAGCUCUUCCAAGCUAAACUAGGAUAUGACAUGCUGUGACAGUAGAUGGUGGUGCAGACAAUCGUGUUGGGUUUCUAUUUCAAAUAAAAAUGGAGAAGUGCAAGUACAAACCAUGUGCCUGGGACUUACAGCAUCCUGGAACCUACAGGAGGUUCUCACCCUCUGAAGACAGGAAGUGCAGCCUUUUGGAAGACAGUAGCGACUCUUAUGGUAGUAAUUAAUCGUCAGGGAUGGAGAAGGGUAAGUGAACUGGAGAAGUAAACCCAUGCUCCCAGCACUUACAGCAUCAUGGGACCUACAGGGGGGUCUAACCCUCUGAAGACGGGAAGGGCAGCCUCCUGGAAGAGGCGACUGUUUACCAGUAACCGUCAGGAUGUAGUAGAGGGCGGUACUUCCGAGUCAUGAGGCCGCAGGAGAAUACCUUCUCACAUACACUGUGUACACUCGACUCGUCCCCAUCACCAAGGUCAAGGCCAGCAAAAAUGUGUCCUCGGGGCCGGCUUUGACUACAUCCCGGUAACCGCACGAUCUUGUAGAUGGUUCCGGAUGCGGAUCGUAACCGAGUGAGGAUGCCUUGACGUAGAAGUUUCCCAUCGUGUCCAUAACACAUUCAUCCAACGGGUAUUUUCAUUUCGUAUUUCAGGCACUAUCGGGAAAAAGAAGGGUAUUACAUCGUUAUUUUGUAUAUUUCUUACAGAUCAACUAUUUUUUAAGCAGAAUGUACAUAUUGAUAAACCAUGUUGUGGUCUUACUUCUGUCAGAAAUACCAUUUCUAUCGUAUUAGUAAAGGGUGUGUGUCCAGGCGGGCAUUUCAUAAAGCUGUUUGUAAGUUACCAGUGACUAUAUGAAAGACUGGUGACCCUUUUUACAAGCUUAAACAACACCAAUGGAAAUUAAGUGCAUGUGAUUUACCACAAGAAAGAAUCACCAGAAAGGAUCACUGAUGACCCUUUUUACAAGCUUAAACAACACCAAUGGAAAUUAAGUGCAUGUGAUUUACCACAAGAAAGGAUCACCAGUCAUUCAGUCAAUCGCUUGUAAUCAUGCACUUACAAACGGCUUUAAUAAUGAACACCUUACAGCACAUCUCAGACUUGAAACUGUUUUAUUCCACCUGCAAAGAAAAUGUAUGACUCUGUGAGUCUCUCUGUAUACUUUGUUGAUCAGGAAUUCAACAUUUGAGCUACAUUUUUACUCAAAUAAAAGUCAGUGACCGUACAGGGCUUUAUAGACAUGGGGCAGUUCAUUUUUAGGCAGAUUAAUUUCAUUUGAUGAGCAUACAUGUAUGUAUAAUGCAAGGGAAAGAUCUCAUGCUUGGAUUCGCGAAGAUGGGUUCAUGCAUUUUUUAUGUGUGAGCUACAUGUAGUGUUUAAUCCAGUGUGAACACCCAUACUAGAAAAAAAAAUGAUUGCAUGCCUUUGGUAUAGGGUACCAAUUUCAUGCUUGUUGGUAUGGAAUAUUUUGUUUUAGAUCAUGUUUAUGAAAAUGAACCUACGGUUUCUUAAAACCAUAGUAGCAACGGUUAUAAGAUAGCCGCUUUGCCAAACAUAACCUCAGACCUUCCCGAAUGAAUCUAGCUUGGGUUGUAAGCUAGAACCACCUGCAACCUAUAAUUGAUCAUAUAGUGGACCAAGCCCGGAUCAGACACAAUGGCCCGUAUUCUGAACUUCAGUUUGAUUUCAACUCUGGUCUAAAGUUGCGGUUUAACUAUGGAUAGCCAAUGAUGACAUAAAUCUUUAAUAGUAGAGGUUCAUUGUAUCAGCUCAUUUGACUCUCAAAUCAUCCAUAAACUGUCCUGGGGUCCGUUGCAAAAAGUUGCGUUUAAACGCAAGUCAAAAAAUCAAUCGCAAGUCCAAAUUGCACGCAUGAUUUUUAGAGUUGCGAUUGAUUGCAACUCUUUCUGCAACGGGCCCCUGGAAGGAUAGGUAGGAUAAAGGAUAGGGAAAGAUCACACUAAACAUAAGAAUCAUACCAUGUGAAUAAAAUUUUGACAUGUUUGGCUUCCCAUAAUUUUAGCACAGAGUUAGACCUUGGUCUAAGUUAAACCAGAGUUCAGAAUAUGGGCCAAUGAUUUUGAGAGGCCGACUGUUCUGCAAAAACAACAUGGCCUCUGAAAUGGCGGAGAUGCCAAGUUCGAGGACCAGGGCCCUGUCUUACAAAGAGAUGCGAUUGAUCCAAUCAACCACAACUAUGGAAAGCCAGCAAUGUCAACAUCUAAAACUGCAUGUUCUUUAAAAAUAUUUCAUAGAUACAAUGUAUAUUCAUACAUUCAUCAUUUCCUCGAAAAUUCAGUGUGCUUCUCUUUGUUUACAAAUGGCCGUGAGCAUAUUUCCUGUUGAAGAAAUUAUGACAUUGAUGGAUUUCCAUACAGUUAAGGUUGAUCUGGGCCCUGUCUUACAAAGGGUUGCGAUUGAUCCAAUCAAUCAUAACUCUAUGGAAAUCCAUCAGUGUCAUAAUUUUUUCUUUAGGGAAAUGUGCACAAUGUCCUUUGUAAACAAAGGGAAGCACAGUGAAUUUUCAAGAAAACAAUGAAUGCAUGAAUAUACAUCAUACAUGUAGUUAGAAAAUAUUUUGAAUAAACAUGAAUGAUAUAUGUUGAUGUUGCUGGCCAUCCAUAGUUGCGAGUGAUCGGAUUAAUCAUAAUUCUUUGCAAGACGGGGCCCAGAUCAAUAGUAACUCUUCAAAUGAGAUAGGGCCUAGGUAUGCGUGAGAUUUUACAUGACUCAGCAUUAAAUCACAGGCAAUGUUUAUGUAUAUGGGAAUAGGCUGUGAUGUACAUGUAGACAUGAGAAAGGGAUCUGGGUCGCGUUUUACAAAGAGUUGCAAUUGAACCGACCAACCUCAAUUCUAUGGAAAGCCAUCAUUACCAUAAUAUUUUCUACAAGAAACUUGAACAAUGUAUAUUGUAAACAAAGAGAAGCACACUGAAUUGUC
This is a messenger RNA of Lytechinus pictus (painted urchin), 4962 nucleotides long. Its product is annotated as nuclear receptor subfamily 1 group D member 1-like. The transcript is spliced from 7 exons. Gene Ontology annotation, biological process: positive regulation of transcription by RNA polymerase II; cell differentiation; negative regulation of transcription by RNA polymerase II. Gene Ontology annotation, molecular function: zinc ion binding; RNA polymerase II cis-regulatory region sequence-specific DNA binding; nuclear receptor activity. The record is from RefSeq and is a predicted model, not a curated record. The coding region runs from base 145 to 1455 and encodes 436 amino acids. NCBI's taxonomy places the organism in Eukaryota, Metazoa, Echinodermata, Echinoidea, Temnopleuroida, Toxopneustidae.